UUUUCCCAUGGAAAUAUGUUUCAUUCUUGCUUGCUUCUUUUUCUGCUGUUAUUAAUAACCUGUAACUUAACUGAACCUGGAGGGCUGUGUGAAAUAACACUUUUGGACCUGUGCUUUCAGCCACACCAUGCUGAAUAAAGUGCAGAAGUUCUGUAUAUGCCUGUGUGAGAGGGAUUCAAACAAUGUAUAUGACAGUCUGCAUACUAGACUCGGUGGCAAAGUAGGGAUCACAGGUGACUCCUCAGGAGAUGUGCAUUCCCAAAAGGAUUUUUCCAGCUCCUAACCACAGAGGAGGAGUAUUCAGCUCUCCAACUGCUCCCCAGAUCUGGCGGUUCUGAUUUGUUUCCACUGCAAAUAACCAAGAAUAGAAAAUGACACGUAAUAAGAAGUCCCCAGCCAAGUAACCGUGCACGCUGUGCUUCCUCUCAAAUAAGCAAUUCCCCUACGGGCUGAGGUCUCGGUACUCGGGCAAAAGAAAGGGCUGCAAAGGGUUAAGCCGUUGACUUGCCUGCUAGGCAAAGUUUGAGGAAGAGUAUGUCUGAGGCUGAGUACGAUGCAGCUCCGCGUUUGAAAUCUGUCACACUCACUUAGGAGCUCUGCAUCGCUGGUUGUCACCGGUGAAUAAUGAUCGCACAGUGAUAAGAUCGCUCCGCGGCGUUGCGCCGGAGCCGCCGAGGGAAAGAGAAGAAAGGAAAUUACAAGGCGUUUAACUGCUUUAGCAGGGUGUUCUUCGGUGUCAUCGGUGAGUGUCAGGGUCAAAUGACUGGCUGGACAGCAGCUUGGAAAGACAAUUUCCUUCCUCCUUUCCUUGAGAGAAACCCUGGGUGAUGGUGACCAUUGGCAGCUAUGGGAAACACAGACAUUGGUGGUCAUCUUUAAAGUAAUACCAUGCCGGAGUCCAGCUCUUCCACCACUUUCUCCCCUUUCAACCUGCCGGACCCGGUGGGCUUUGGGUGACCUACUAAGAAGGACCCACCUCUGCAGCAGCAGGAAGGCCGAAUCUGACAGAUAGAUGAUAUGAGGACUUCGUGGACAUCUGAAAGCUGAGUGUAACACCAACAGACUUCAGGGAAAGGAAAUAUUAUCCCUCCAAGCAACUCAUACAGACGACUUUCGGUAGCUUUAAAUUAACCUGUUGCUUACCUGCAAAGACACAGCUAUUAUUUUGUUCAGCACACAUGGAGGAAGGCAACAAACUUUGUAACCCUGGCUAAUAAGACUGUGGCUUUCUUAUCAAAAGUAGGAGGUAGACCAAUUAUAAGAGGAUUAUUUCAUACUCUCCAGGACUUCAACUCUGGCCUGAACACUGGGCAUAAAUAGAAGGCAGUUUUAAUGACCUGAGAUUUUGCUACCUGUGCUUUAUUAUUGUUAUCAGUUCUUUAACACUUUGGUACUUUAUUUCUUUAAAUUAGAAAUGGGUUCAUGGACUAGAACGUGUCCCACAGAUUGGGCUGUUCUCAUGAAAUCAUGGCUUAUCUUUUCCCUGGGGCUUUACAUGCAGGUCUGCAAAACUUUGGCCUGCCCAAAAGUGUGCCGCUGUGAUCGAAACUUUGUCUAUUGUAAUGAGCGAAGUUUGACCUCAGUGCCUCUUGGGAUACCAGAGGGUGUAACUGUCCUCUACCUCCACAAUAACCAAAUUAAUAAUGCUGGAUUUCCUGCAGAGUUGCACAAUGUUCAGUCUGUGCACACAGUCUACCUGUAUGGCAACCAAUUAGACGAAUUCCCCAUGAACCUGCCCAAGAAUGUCAGGGUUCUCCACCUGCAGGAAAACAACAUUCAGACCAUUUCUCGGGCAGCCCUUGCUCAGCUUUUGAAGCUGGAAGAGCUGCACCUGGAUGACAACUCCAUCUCCACUGUUGGUGUUGAGGAUGGAGCAUUCCGGGAAGCCAUCAGCCUCAAGCUUCUGUUCUUGUCCAAGAAUCAUUUAAGCAGUGUCCCAGUAGGCCUUCCAGUGGACUUACAAGAACUCCGAGUAGAUGAAAACAGAAUUGCUGUCAUUUCAGACCUGGCCUUCCAGAAUCUUACAAGUCUGGAGCGUCUGAUUGUGGAUGGCAAUCUCCUUACAAAUAAAGGCAUAGCUGAAGGCACCUUCAGCCACCUCUCCAAGCUCAAGGAAUUCUCAAUAGUGCGGAAUUCACUGACCUACCCUCCUCCUGAUCUUCCAGGUACACAUCUGCUAAGGCUCUACUUGCAGGACAACCAGAUAACUCAUAUACCACUUACAACCUUUUCUAACCUCCACAAACUGGAACGCCUCGAUAUUUCCAACAACCAGCUUCGGAUGUUGGUAAAGGGAGUAUUUGAUAAUCUUCACAGCCUGAGGCAACUCACUGUAAGGAAUAAUCCCUGGUUGUGUGACUGCAGUAUUAAGUGGGUCACUGAAUGGCUCAAAUUUAUUCCUUCUUCCAUCAACGUACGGGGUUUUAUGUGCCAGGGACCGGAGCAGGUCCGAGGUAUGGCAGUCAGGGAGCUCAAUAUGAAUAUGUUGUCAUGCCCCACCACUACCCCUGGUCUGCCACUUAUCAUCACCCCAGUCCCAGCUACAACCAUGCCAACUACAUUAGUUCCCACCUCAUCAGUUUCUCCACCAAGUAGCAAAUACCAUCCUCUCAUUCCUACCUUAGCCACACUCCCCACUGUUCCUGACAGGGAAGACAGAGAAAGGGUGACACCUCCAAUAUCUGAUCGGAUCCAACUCUCCAUCCAUUUUGUGAAUGACACUUGCAUCCAAGUUAAUUGGAUGUCUCUUUUUACCGUGAUGGCAUAUAAACUCACAUGGGUUAAAAUGGGCCAUAGCCUGGUAGGAGGAAUUGUUCAGGAACAAAUAGUUAGUGGAGAUAAGCAACACUUAAGCUUGGUAAAUCUGGAGCCCAGAUCCACCUACCGGAUUUGCUUAAUUCCACUGGAUACUUACAACAAUUACCGAACUGCAGAAGACACUGUCUGUUCGGAAGCCACAACCAAGGCUUCAUUUUUGAGCAAUGGCAGCAACAUCCCCUCCAGCCAUGAGCAGACAACUUCUCAGAACCUGGGCUCCCCAUUUCUGCUGGCAGGGUUGAUUGGGGGUGCAGUGAUUUUUGUCCUUGUGGUCCUGCUCGGCAUUUUUUGCUGGCACAUGCACAAAAAAGGGCGUUACACCUCCCAGAAGUGGAAAUACAACCGGGGCCGUCGGAAAGAUGACUACUGCGAGGCAGGGACCAAGAAGGACAACUCCAUCCUGGAGAUGACGGAAACCAGCUUCCAGAUUGUCUCCUUAAAUAAUGAUCAGCUCCUUAAAGGAGAUUUCAGACUGCAGCCCAUUUAUACCCCAAAUGGGGGCAUUAACUACACAGACUGCCACAUCCCCAACAACAUGCGAUACUGCAACAGCAAUGUCUCAGACCUGGAGCACUGUCAUACGUGAUAGUGUGGGCAGAUGGGGGUGUCUAGGACAAAGAAAAAGAACUCUCAGAAAAGAUAACCCCUGAAAAACAAUGAAAAGAAAUUACAUUUGAUAAAUGUUACACAGAUGCAUUUAUGCAUUUGAAUACUCUGUAAUUUAUACGGUGUACUAUAUAAUGGGAUUUAAAAAAAGUGCUAUCUUUUCUAUUUCAAGUUAAUUGCAAAUGGUUUUGUAACUCUUUGCUUUUUAAAAUCUUUAAAAAAUAUUGCUAAGUACUGUACAGGGUUGUACAAUAAGAACCCAAUGUCAUGGCAAAGGAAAGAAUGACUCAUUCUUCAAACAUUAACCACUUUGCUGUCGAAGCUGUCUGAGGGAUGUUAAGUUUCUCAGUCUCCUGCAGUACAGGAAAAUAAGUGCAUAUUAAAACAGGGUCACUAGGAAUGGACAAAAGUGAUUCAGAUAAAAUGGGUAUGUCCCUUCUGACUUAAACACGGCAGUUGCUGUUGUGCUUCAAACAACUGGAAACACUUCCCUUCCCCUUUGUCACUUCUGCAUUUCCUACCUCCAACUGAAAGCUAGAGUUCUGAGUGCUACCAAAAGGCUGCUUUCUUCUUUGAUUAGUUUCCUGUCAAUAUAUGUGGAAUAGGAAAGGUAGACAGAGCUCAGUGUCAAACUUAAAGUGACCUUGAUUCCUAUUUUCAAAAGCUACUCUGAAAAUGUCCCCUAACACUAUAUACUUUUAUGACAGAAACUGUUCCUGUUUUUCAUUAUGAUUAAGAAGCUUUAGGCAUUCUUUGACCCUUUUCACUGGGAGAUGAAGGUUAUCAGUAUGUAACAGAUAGCUGUCAUUAAGUUGCAUCUCCCUUUAAUGGGGCAGCAUUUGUUGACACAGUGUGUUCAGGUAAAGCUUGAAUGAGGGGAAUUCUGAGUGCUCCCAGCUCUGUAGUAUUCAUGUAGAAUUUGGAAUAUAAAAGUGUAAGUUGCUGAAAAUAUGAUGCAAAGUAUGAUGCAAAUGAAAGGGUUACUAUUGACUUUCAUAAUUCAAGACCUGUUUAAUCUAGGGUUCUGAGUUAUGUUCUGUAUGGUGAAGUAGGGGGGGAA
Molecule: messenger RNA, 4483 nt
Organism: Dryobates pubescens (Downy woodpecker)
Lineage: Eukaryota; Metazoa; Chordata; Aves; Piciformes; Picidae
Gene: FLRT2
Product: fibronectin leucine rich transmembrane protein 2
Exons: 2
Coding region: 1415-3403 (662 amino acids)
Molecular function (GO): protein binding
Source: RefSeq, a predicted model, not a curated record